AUGUACAAAUCAUUGAAGAAUAUUUCGGCGCGGCACCGCCGUAGAAUUCGGCAAAAGUUAUCGAACAGCGUGCCUGAUGAUGAUACAAUUUUACGACCUGAUCUUCGAGAUAGAGUUCCAACUGCAGCAUCCACAAGUGAAAUACAGCAAGGAAAUCUUACUCCAACAUCAGAUCGAGUUCAACCCUUUGAGGUUACAGCCUUAUUAAAUCCUUUUGAUUCACCAGAUUCGUUAGCAUCAAGUUCUUGGGACAGUACUAGCGUUCCUCUGGUACCAUCAAAGUUAAUAUCUCAGGUAGAAGUUGAUCAUGAUUCAACUGCCACUUAUUUCUGUUCCUGUGAUGAAUGCACAAACCCAAAUUUUGUUGAUAAACAGUCAAUGAUUGAAGAUUUACGUUCAUGGGCUGUGAAAUUCAGUGUGCCACUAAAUCAUGUCACGCAUUUAUUGAAAAUUUUGCACAAACAUAGAAUAAAUGUUCCUGUUGAUGCAAGAACAUUGCUUAAAACACCUCGAAGUGUAGAAGUUUCAAAAGUAGCUCCUGGGACAUACAGCCAUAUGGGUAUUGAGUCCCAAAUUACCAGAAUUUUAGAUAUUUUACCAGAAGGUACACAACAAUUGCCAAAAGAAAUCAAAUUAAACAUCAAUAUUGAUGGGACUGUCAUCUCUCGAAGUUCAGGAAGUGAUUUUUGGCCUAUUAUCGGGUGGUUUCCACAAGGCACCUUUCCAAAUUUCAACCCAGAACCAUUCGUUAUUGGCAUUUACCAUGGAAGGGUAAAGCCUUCUUCAGCAAAUGAUUUUUUGAAACAGUUUGUUGAAGAAUUCAUUACCCUAGAAAAAAAUGGAUUGAAAUUUAGAAAUGAACCUAUAAAAUUAGUGUUCAAUGCUCUUGUGUGUGAUGCACCAGCAAAGUCUUUUGUUACAUACACUAAAAGUCAUAAUGGCUAUCAUGGUUGCCCUAAAUGCAUUCAAGAGGGUGAGUAUAUUUCAAAUCGAAUGACUUUUCCAGAAACACAUAGUCAGUUGAGAAGUGAUGAUUCAUUCAGAAAUAAAAUUCAUGAAGACCACCACACUGGAACUUCUAUUUUAGAAAGUUUAAAUAUAGGUAUGGUGACACAAGUGCCAAUUGACUAUAUGCACUUGGUUUGUUUAGGGGUGGUCAAAAGACUUUUAGCUUUCUGGCAUAAAGGUAGGCAAGAUGUCAGAAUACCAGCAGGUAAUUUUGAUGCCUUGUCUGAUCUUUUUUUGUCUUAUAAAAAAUGUGUAACCUCAGACUUUUGCAGGCUGCCUCGAAUACUUUCCGAGGUGGAUAGGUUUAAGGCCACUGAAUUUCGACAGAUUUUGUUAUAUACAGGAAUUGUGGCCCUCAAAAAUUUUCUUCCCCAACACAUUUAUAGGCAUUUUUUACAUCUUUCUUGUGCAAUAAGAAUUCUGGUGACACCUAAAAUAUGUGUGAAAUUGAACAAUCAGGCUCAUAACUUAUUACAGACUUUUAUAGAAGAAUAUUCUGAAAUAUAUGGUAGGGAAUAUAUAACCUAUAAUGUCCAUAAUUUGUGCCAUUUAUCAAAAGAUGUAUUAGAAUAUGGAUGUCUGGAUAACUUUAGUGCCUUUCCACCUGAGGCAUACAUGUUCCAUUUGAAAUCCAAGAUUUGUGAGCGAUCUGCAAAACCAUUGCAACAGAUAGUGAAACGCUUACAAGAAAGCACAAUUAAAUAUAAAUUGAAAUGUAGGAAACCAUAUUUGAUUGAGAAAAAAUAUCACACAGACUUGAAAAUAAAAGAUGACCUGUUUUCCAAUAAAGAACCAAAUAACUAUUGCUUGUUGAAAAAUGGUAAAUAUGUUAAAAUUAAUGAAAUCCAUAAUUCAAAUGAUAAUAUCAUUAUUAGGGGUCAAUGUUUCAACUCUGUUGGUGGAUUUUUCAGCGAUCCAAUGGAUUCCCGAAUUUUAGGAAUUCAUUUGUGCAGUUUAGGUGGCGAGGAUAUUGUUUUUUCUGUAACAGAUAUUGUCUGCAAAGUAAUGGUUUUGCCAGAUCAAAAUUUGUAUGUGGUUUUACCAAUUUGUCAUCAUUCUGAGGAUUAUUUCAACAUUUGA
Molecule: messenger RNA, 2088 nt
Organism: Phaedon cochleariae (mustard beetle)
Lineage: Eukaryota; Metazoa; Arthropoda; Insecta; Coleoptera; Chrysomelidae
Source: the annotation of a GenBank genome assembly